Drosophila obscura is the source of this 2708-nucleotide messenger RNA. RefSeq names its product sodium/potassium-transporting ATPase subunit alpha. The record is from RefSeq and is a predicted model, not a curated record. Gene Ontology annotation, biological process: proton transmembrane transport; sodium ion export across plasma membrane; intracellular potassium ion homeostasis. NCBI's taxonomy places the organism in Eukaryota, Metazoa, Arthropoda, Insecta, Diptera, Drosophilidae. Gene Ontology annotation, molecular function: P-type sodium:potassium-exchanging transporter activity; nucleotide binding.
CGCUUGACAGGUCUCCCCCCACACUGUUUUGUGAAUCCUCUUAUAAAAUAAAAAUAAUCGAGAAAUGUCUUCCAAGCCCCUGUCCAAGUGGGACUCCAGAAACGUGGGCUUCGGCUGCAGCCACGCAACGCAGGGCUACGGACUGGGCCUGGCCAUUGCCUGCGGUGAUGCCUCAGAGGUCGGAGCCAUGGCCCGCCUCAGCAUGGAGCCACGUCCGCCCAGCCGAGUGGGAAAGCAUCUCAAGCAGGUCACCUACUACGCGAUCGUGGUGGGCAUUUUUCUGUUCUUCGUGCUGCUGUGCACCCUAGUGGUGGACAAGCAGUCCAUGAUUACCACUUCCCAAGUGAACACGUGCCUGGCGAUUGCCCUGAUCCCGCUCUUCGUGCCCAGCCUCCUGUACCUGGGCCUGCUGCAGACGAAGAGGAUUCUGCAGCAGAAGCAGUGCCACGUACGGAACCUGGAGGCCGGCAGCACUCUGGGGCUGUCCACAGUGAUCUGCACGGACAUGAGCGGCACAAUGACCAUGCAGCAGAUACGGGUGUCGGAGAUAUUCGUGGAUGCGGACCUGCUGCGGGUGGAGAAUCUGAAAGAAGAGGAGAUGGGGCCGCGUUUCAUUGAGCUUAUACGAUCCUCGCUGCUGUGCAACGAUGCAGUCUUCUGUCCGGGCUCGGUCCGAGUGCCCUUGGCUAAGAAGACCAUCUACGGGAGCAACUAUGACAGUGCUCUGCUCAAGUUCGGGCUCAGCUUCAUACCCAACAUUGAGCAGCUGCGGAGCGACCACGAGAAGGUGGCCAACAUGAGCUACAACAGCAUCGAUCGCCUCCACGUGACGGUGCACAAGAUUCGGAACGAGGGCAACCACCCGCGGCACAUACUCCUGAUGAAGGGCUACGCUGACGUGGUACUCAGCCACUGCUCCACCUAUUCGGUGAGGGAUGAGGAGCUAUUGCUGGACGAGCCGCUCAGGCAAACCAUUGCGGAUCUGGCCACCCGACUGAUGGAGGCGGGACGGCAUGUUCGCGCCUUCGCCUACAAGGAGAUCCUCUCUGACGUGGAGCGUCGCCGCUUUUCCCAGGUGAACGUGGACCGCGAUAGCACUCAAGGCAGGUACAUGGACUUCCUGGCCGUCAACACCUUUGCGCUGAGAUUCCUUGGCCUGAUCGCCACCCACGAUCCGCCGCGCGCCAACAUCGCCUAUGCCGUGUCCAAGUGCCGCUCCGCUGGCGUCAAGCUGGUGCUUAUUACCCGCGCCAAGGCCAUCUGCGCCCGUGCCCUGGCCAUGAGCGUGGGCAUCAUUCCACCGCCCAGUGAGAGCGUCCACCCUCCUGAUUCGUCGACAAAACGCAACCAGGUCAGUGCUGCUGUCAUCAGCAUGGAUGCGUACGUGGAGCAGAAGAUGCACCACCAGCGGUGGAAGGUGGAGCAGCUGCUUCUAGCCCAUCCCGAAUUGGUGUUCGCGAAGGUGAGCGCGGAGCAACACCACAUGAUAGUUGAGGCCUGCCAGCGGCUGGGUGCCGUCGUCACUGUCAUGGGAUUCUCCGUGUACGACACGCCCGCCCUGCGUCGCGCCCAUGUGGCUGUGGCCAAGGAUGGGUGUGCGCCGGCGAGCGAGUCCAGCGCCGACAUUGUCCUGCUGGAGAGCCCCUUCGCCAAGCUGGUGGCUGCCAUCGAGGUGAGCCGCCUGAUGUUCGAGAACACGAAGAAGGCGCUGGCCUACUGCCUGGCCACCAAUACGACUCUGAUCCUGGUGCACUUGGCGUUUUUUCUGGUCAAGAUCCCCAUCCGCAUAUUCGUCAUGCAAGUGUUUAUUAUCGCUAUCUUCGUGAACUUGCUUCCCGGACUGAGCCUGCUCUGCGAGAGCGCCGAGGAGAAGCUGAUGAAGCAGAAGCCUAAGGUCUUCGACGACUUCCUGCUGAAUCGUCGCAUGCUCUUUGUGUCCUGUAUCCUGGUUGGUGUCAUCGAGGCAGCGGCCGUCUUCAUCAUGUACUUCCUGUUCAUGGCCCGCAACGGCUUCCUGCCCAGAACUUUGGUGGGCCUCAACUUCAAGUGGCAUGACGCAACGGUCACAGACAUAACCGAUUCGUACGGCCAGGAAUGGAGUCCAGAGUCCCGCCAGCGCUUGGACUGUCAAGUGUCCGCCAUUUGCCUGAUGACCCUCGCCGCGAUGCAGUGCACCAAUUUAAUGUUGACCAGGACCGGACGUGCCAAUCUGCUAAGCCACGGAUUUUCCAACGUUUGCGUUAAUCUGGCCCUCGUUUAUUUGAUUUGCCUUUGCGUGCUGCUGCCCUACGUGGAUUCGCCCCACUGCCUGCGUCUGGUUGGGGGUGAAGAAUUGGCGUUCUUUUGGUGGUACAUCUGGCCUUUGGUUACAUUGCUGGCGUUCCUCGAAACUGCUCGGAGGUACCUGCUCAGACGAUUCCCUGGCAGCUGGCUGGAACUCGAGACUUUUUACUAAAAGCAGCACCUUUUUCUUUUUCUUUUUCACUUCUUGUGUGAAAAUGCGUCAAUGCUGCUUACGCAAGUACUCGUAUGUAUUUAUAUCUCAUUUACUCUGUCAUUUCAUUUCUGUCUCGUCUUCCCCCUACCUGAGCUGAGCUCUUGUCUAACCCAGACAGAAAAGAAAACAGCCAACUAGAAGUGUUUCGUUUCAUUGUCGUUAAAUAUUCUUCAACAGAAUUAACUUACCCAUAUUAGUGCAGUUCGUGAAU